Molecule: messenger RNA, 1291 nt
Organism: Ilex paraguariensis (yerba mate)
Lineage: Eukaryota; Viridiplantae; Streptophyta; Magnoliopsida; Aquifoliales; Aquifoliaceae
Source: the annotation of a GenBank genome assembly
AUGGAAAAGCGUGAGGCUGUCCACCNAAGUGCACUGAUCACACAAAUUCCUGGUUUCAACGGCAUUCUUCCUUCCGAACAUUAUUCCGGGUAUGUGACUAUUGAUGAAACUCAUGGGAAAAGAUUGUAUUACUACUUCGUUGUUUCUGAAAGAAAUCCCUCAAACGAUCCGGUAGUUCUGUGGCUCAAUGGCGGACCAGGAUGUUCCAGCUUAGAUGGAUUUGUCUACGAACAUGGUAUUGAGUUGUUGAUGACGUUCUUUGCAAUCCAGAUUAUGAGUUUAGAAGUCACUUCUGCUUGUAGCGGGAGCUAUUAUAAUCCAAGUGAGAAUUGUGAAAGCAAGCUUGCGAAAGUUGAUGCAGACAUUGUAGAAAUAAACAUAUACAACAUUCUAGAACCAUGCUAUCAUGGCACAGAAUCAGGGGAGAUGACAGCUGGUAACAUGAAGUUGCCAUUGAGCUUCAGGAAACUAGGUGAGACUGAAAGGCCUCUUCCUGUGAGAAAAAGAAUGUUUGGCCGCGCAUGGCCUCUUAGAGCUCCUGUAAGAGAUGGGAUAGUCCCAACUUGGCCACAGCUUCUCAACAGUAACAGUGUCCCAUGCACUGAUGAUGAAGUUGCAACUUCAUGGCUGAACAAUGCAGCAGUUCGGAAAGCUAUUCAUGCAGAAACAGAAAGUGUGGCGGGCCCUUGGGAGCUAUGCACGGACAGGAUUGAAUAUAGGCAUGAUGCUGGAAGCAUGAUCAAGUACCACAAGAACCUAACCUCAAGAGGAAUUCGUGCACUUAUAUUCAGUGGGGAUCAUGAUAUGUGUGUUCCAUACACUGGGAGUGAAGCUUGGACAAGAUCAGUGGGAUAUGAGGUUGUUGAAGACUGGAGGCCCUGGACACUGAGUGGACAAGUUGCUGGGUACCUACAAGGGUAUGACAAAAAUCUCACCUUUAUCACCAUCAAGGGAGCUGGACAUACCGUCCCAGAGUACAAACCACGCGAGGCAUUGUCGUUUUAUACCCGCUGGUUGGAGGGCAAUCGAAUCUGAAAGAUGUUACAGUGGGAUUCCUUGGAAAGAAAAACAACAGGAAAAUUCAUUAGUAAACUUCUAUUUUCCUGUUUACUAGUCUUGGUUGACAUGAUUGAUGAGCAUAGAAGAAAUCAUAACAUAAGCAAAUGAAUGAAAGAAUGCCCUUGAUAUAGCCGUGGCUAUGUACUAACAGAUCUGAAUUGAGCCAUUUAUAUUACUGCUGUUUACUUCAUCCAUGCAGGAAAGAAAAUUAAAACUCAGAAUUUUGCUAUGA